This is a messenger RNA of Porites lobata, 9922 nucleotides long. Lineage: Eukaryota; Metazoa; Cnidaria; Anthozoa; Scleractinia; Poritidae. The record is from the annotation of a GenBank genome assembly.
UAGUGGAGUCAUCGUCACGUGCUGUUCAGUGGUCAUUCCCCUGGUAAUCAUAUGACAAUGGCGGAGCUUUCGGCGCUAGCCGGUGCAAGGUGAAAUGAGGUAACGAAGCAAGAGUUCUCCAGCAAAGUCAGAAAAUGAAAAGAGGAUUAUGUCAAACUAUGUGGAAACUUGUUCAGAGGCAAACGUACACAUGUUUGUCCUCGCGUCAUGGAAUAUGGCUGUGCAUCGGUGGUCUUUUAUUGACUUUGAUUUCUGCUUUCCAGUUUGGAGAAAUUGUUCUCGAAUGGAGCAUGCAGAAAUAUGCGGUCACUUUUAACACGUAUCACGACAAUAUCCUUGGGAAUUCCUACCAGAACAGAUUGUGUCUUCCGAUACCGAUUGACGUUGUUUACACGUGGGUAAACGGAAGCGAUCCCAAGCUGCUAGCAGACUUAGAGAAACUCAAAUUGGAAAUAGAGCUAGAACAAAAUAGAACAACUUUGAAAGAAAUAGAGCGACUCAAAACCGAAACUAAUGCCACCGAGAGUGAAAUUGCAGAUAUGCUUUUAAAGAAGUCUCUGGAGAAAGAGAAAAAAGCGAAAGGAGACACGAAGAAGGACGGUGGAGCCAUAGGGAAUUCUCGCUGUCCUUUUGAAAAUUGUGUGUCAGCUCUUUGCGUCGUUGUCGAGGAAGGGCUCCCUAGUGAUUUACAGCUAUCUAAAAUACGCGAACUAGACGCAUCAUUUUCAAAAUUAACUAAUUUCUACAACGUGACCUCCUCUGGUUCAUCAAAAGAGCUUAUCAGUGUAAUCCAAUUCCCUGGAAAAAGCGAGACUAACGAAGCGUUAAAAGUUAAAAUCAAAUGGCAGAAUAGAAGUUUGCGAAGCAAAGAAGGUUACUUCACCAGUGACACAACCAGACCAACUGCGGUUAACAGAGGAACAGAAAUCAUGAUUUUAGAUCUGAAGGGUAACAGUGAAGUGGAAAAAGUGAAGAAAGAAUUUAAAGAGCGUUUUGGAGAUAAACUCCUUAACGUUGUUUUUCAUGCUGAGAAGCUCAUAGGUGUGGCAUAUUUCUCAGAUACGACAUCAGCUUCUUCUGCCCUAAAAUUGAAAUUGACAAUUAAUGGAAAAGCUGCAAAGUUAGCUCCUGCCUUGUUAAUAUGGGCACCAUUUAAUUCUGUUCUUGUUGCUAGUGAUGAUUCAAAAGAAGACGCUGACAUUUCAGCAAGUCGUUUUGCAGACAACGAAGAACUGAAAUAUUCUCUCCGUUCUGUUGAAAAGCAUGCACCAUGGGUCAGGAAUAUUUUUAUCGUUACAAAUGGUCAAAUACCCUCUUGGCUUGAUAUGGACAAUCCAAGACUCAAGAUAGUCACUCAUGAAGAGCUAUUUUUGAACAAGAGUCACCUACCAACCUUCAGCUCUCCAGCUAUAGAAUCUCACCUGCAUAAAAUCCCUGGCCUUUCUCAGAAGUUUAUUUAUCUUAAUGAUGAUGUCAUGUUUGCUGAUGAUGUUUGGCCAGAUGACUUCUACACCCAUGCAAAUGGCCAAAAGCUCUACCUCACAUGGCCUGUCCCAAACUGUAACGAGGGGUGUCCCUCCUCCUGGGUAAACGACAAAUAUUGCGACAAAGCUUGCAAUGUGUCAGAAUGCGACUGGGAUGGUGGAGACUGUAUCGGUGUUAAACGCAAGACACAGUGGAACUAUCAAGGUUGGCAGAGUCAGCACUCUAGUUAUCGCAUCCAGUUUUGCUCUCCAGGUUGUGCGGACACCUGGGUAGGUGAUCGCUAUUGUGAUGUUGCUUGUAAUGUUGCAAAUUGUGGUUAUGAUGCUGGUGACUGUGGAAUUUCCCAGUUCCACGAGUUGUAUCAUAUUGACAUUGAUCAAAACACUCAGACAGUUGAACUGCCUCAAGGUGUAUCCGUGCUGUAUUUUAAUAUUUCAAAACCUUUUGGCACAGGAAAGGUCACUUCUGGGGACUAUACAGAGACACAGUGUGUGCGAUCUGCAACUGUGGCACAGAAGUUUAAAGUUUUUACCUUGACAUUGCGAGAAAACUGUACCUCACCAAAUGUCAGGUUCAAUAUUGAAGGAUUUAGUGACCAGAAUGAAACAAACAAGGUGGCUACUAUAUUCAAUGUGUCUUUUGACACAACAGCAAUUGAGGGUAGUAAGUCAGUUCCUACUGCAACACCAGCACCCACCAAAGUUUCGACAACUGAAGUCCCAGCAACAAUGCCAUCUGGAAACAAAGUACAACAAAACAUACCUAUAACUGUCUAUCCAAUAAGGAUUCAGAAUGCUAAUCAGUCACUCAAUUAUUGGGUCAUUGCCAAUGUGUCUACCCACCAUAAGCCAACAUGGCAACCAUUACCAGAGAAAGUGUACAGCAUACCAUUGCUUUCAAAUGAUACAGUUCUACCAGAGUAUGUUCAAAACCACUUAGCACAUAUAGAGAGGGAGUAUAAAGAUGGUGACUUGACUCAGAAGGGCUAUGCAAGAAAGAAAGCAAAGAUUUUGCAUGACUUCUUGAAUGUGCCAGCAACUGAACGAGCUCCUGUGGUUGUUGCUAUGUUGCCUACACCUUUAUCUGAAGCUGAGAAAAACCCCACUGUUCCUGCAAAGUUGCAUGUCACCCACAAAGUGAGUAGAUUACCAUAAAUUCUCUAUUAAGUCUCCCCUCUCAAAUAAGCCCCCUCCCUUUAAUAACCCCCCCCCCCCUUUCAGGAGAAGAAAGUUAAUAAGCCCCCCUCCCCUCCCCUCUCCUCCCCUAAUUAUUUGUCACAAAUAAAUGAUAGACUGUAUUAAUCACUCACAGCUGUAAAACUUUGUGUGGACUGAUCCAGGAUGGUUUAUUUACGAACUGGAAGUUCGGAUUUGAUUCUGAUCCUCGGCUGCAUAACCUAAAACUUCUUGUACUUGAGCUUUUCCAUUUUGUAUUCUAGUUCUUUAUGGAGAACUGAUACCAUCAUCAUUUCUUAAUUAAAUAAGCCCCCCCUCUCUAUGAAGCCCCCCCCUCAAAUGGCCUUGAAAUAAAUAAGCCCCCCGAGGGGCUUAAUAUAGGAUUUAAGGUAUUGUUUUUUUGAUUUCAAUGUAUUAUAAUUACAAGUAUUUUUUACAAUUUUCUGUAGCUGGUCUGCACCAUGAAGGAAUUAGACAGACAGCUAUUUAUCAGUUGAUUUAGCAACCCUGACCUGUAAUAUGUUGCGUGUCACAAGAUUGAAGGGCAAAACAACAACUUGAAACAAAAAACAUCUUAUGACUGUCAUGUGUUCAUAUUUUGCCCCUGGACUUAUAAUCGUCCUUUCUUCAGAGCCAAAACUGACUCAGUCUAUAAUCAAAAGGAGACAUGAAUAUUAGUAGUUACUGAUGCAUUUGUCUGAAACGUUGUUAAUAGAAUCAAAAAAUAUUUUAUAUCAGGACUUUCUUGCCCGGGUUUGUUUUUGAGCAAAUAUUAUUUUAGGUGAGACAAUAAAGAAAAGAGAAGGUGCAGAAGAUAAAAAGAUGACUAAAAUGGGAUGUUAGAUUGAUUUGAGGGCUGAAUUACAUGUGUAGCCCCUGUGUUCUUUGGACUUGUCACAGGGCCUGGGUAGGGUAAAUUCUGACAACUUAACGAUGUAUAGCCUUGGAACGGUAACGUUAGGCAAAUGAAAAUAAUAGCAACAAACAACACAAGCCUGGAUUAAAAAGCAGGUAGAAAAGAAAAAAGCUUUAGAUAGAAUACUAACCAGGAAAACAUCUUUCUUAAAUACAUGGCAAAGAGUAUUGAAAUCCACGCUAGCUAACUUAUGUUUUCCUGUCUACAUUGGCCUCUGUCAUGCAUCUCUCUCCUGGUGAAAAAGAUGAUCAACUGAGAGAGGAGCAGAGAAGAGAUGAGGGAGCAUAUUAAACAGAAGUGGCACCAAUACUUGAUACCAUGCACGUCAUUAGCUGAGUUCCUAGGGUGAAUUUCACUAACAGAGCAUUUUCACCUGACGUCACAGCAGCCAUGCUGGUGUUCCAAAGUAAUUCUGUGAGCAGGGUUGUCAUUAAGAGCCGGGGGCCAGGGAUUUUCCCCGGCUACUAAGAGAGUGACCCCCGGCUACUUUUAUUGGAAAAUAGAAGAAAAAUAGAACCAAAAGAAAUCCCUAGCCGUUUGAUUCCCCGCCUACUUGUUGUAUUUACCCGGCAACUUGAAAUCUUAGUGACAACCCUGUGUGGGAGUUAAACUCUUUUCUUAUGUAAAAGCUUUCUUUUGUUCCAAUAAAUUUGAAUAGAUGCUGGCCACGUGAGUGAAAAUGCUCUGUAGUAAGAACACUGUAUAUUGUCUUGUGAAUUUUUAUGAAUUCCUUACCCUUUCAGGAUGAGAAAACUGUUACAGAUGCAGAGAGAAAUUCUACCUCUUCCGAGUCUGUUAAUACCAAAUCACAUCAAAGGAAGCUGCUGUCCUUAGAAGUCCCAGAAACGGAAGCUAUCAUUAGUGAUUUAAACAACCAAGGAGAGUUGACUGUAAAUCUUAACGAAGCUGGAGCAUUUCAAGAUGGUUUUGACAAUAAUUUAGACAGAACUGCCAUUUCAAUGGACGAUCUUAUUUUGGCAGACUGGAUUGCCAAUACUAAACAGAAACAGUUGUCAUUGAAGAGCGACCAGUCAGAAAGUCUUGAGCAAUGGAACAGUCGUUAUGGUAACUGGCAGCCUCUAAAGCAGCCUAGUGCAACAAGUUUUCUUCCUUGGGAGCGGCUUGGAACCUUUCAACAGCUUCAAAAAUCACUGGAAAGAUGGAAGCGUUCACAAGAAUUUGCCAACUAUCAGCUCCACAGCAGAAAAUUAAUGGACACUUUUGCAGACUCAUUGCUUCAUGUGCAUCGAAUUUAUAAUCGCAAGUUUGGUUACAUGGGACGUAAGGUUCCUGCUCAUAUGCCCCACAUGAUUGACAGAAAAGUCAUGGAAGAGUUACAGGAUAUGCUGCCAGAGGAAUUUGACAAAACGUCCUCGCACAAACUUCGCAGCGCAGACGACAUGCAGUUUGCCUUUUCUUAUUAUUACUUUGUGGUCGGUCAGAAGAAAACACCCAAUGUUAGCGAGUUCUUUGCUGAAGUGGAUGCAGAUCAUUCAGGUUUGAAUUUUUGUUUUUCAUUUUUAGGGGGACAAUAUUAUUAUUAUUAUUAUCAUUAUUAUUAUUACUAUUAUUUUGUUGUUGCUGUUGUUUUUUUUUGUUUGAUUGAUUGUUUAUUAAUUUUCAUAAACACAUGAAAAUUCAAUGUUUGCAUACAUUGUAGGCAAUUUUACUGUUCUGCAGAUGUACAAAGCAUUCUUGUACCUUCCUUAGAAUGAUUUGUUUGGACCCUCUUCCUUUUAACCUGCAUUGCAGAUAUAAUCUAACGCAGGCUAGUAACAUCUGCAAAGCAGCGCCAAGAUCCUUGUUGUGGUCCCCGAAUGGACUUAAAGAGUUACUGAAAGAAGGUUUUGAAUUGCUCUUCAACCUGUUUGCCAAAUCGACAAUGGCUUUUUUAACAGGCCAACCCUAGUAUGUACUCAGAUCCUGCUUGGAGCAUGGGAGCAAGGGUUUGGCACUGGCUCACAGACUGACUUUACCAGAUGUUCAAUUUCAUCUGUGGUGCAAGCUACCUCGACCCUACCUUCACUUUCCAACCAUGGAUGGAUCCUAAGGCCCUGUUCUCUCUACAAAUACUUCAGUCUGCGCUACAAACACCCAAUCAUAAUAUUACAAACAAUUCACUUCUAAAUUGGUGUCCAUUUAUUAGUUUUAACUGUAGCUAUCUCCCUUGGAGAUUUUGUAGUGUGAGUAUUUUCUUGGACUGCAAAUUCAUCCUCCCUUUCCCUUCCCCCACCUUACCUCAGACGCUAUACAAAUGUUUGUCUGAAAUAUUUCUUGGAGAUUCUCACAAAGUAUGAGCUAACACAGGGAAUAUUUUUACUAAGAAUUUGAUUUGAAGUAUAAGAUCUGCAGGAUCUACAGCGUCUUCAUGAUUUACAGGAUGUUCCAUACAAGAUCUAUCUGACACAUAAGUUCUACAGAAUCUACAAGAUCUAUAGGAUCUACAGGAUUUGAUACCACAGGUCUCAUGUACCUAGCCAGGCAUCGAUUGAAUGGCCCUUCAUUUUCUUAUCGGGGUGCAAUGGCUUGGAACCAACUGUCAAAUGAAACACGUGAGAUGGGGGAUCUUACUAGCUUUAAACUCGCCAUAUCUUAGGAUAUAACUUUUAUCAUGUUUUUAUCUUAUUUCUAAUACUUACUUCUUGCUGUUAUAUUGUAUUGUUAGUUAAUCACUAGUCUCUUAAUUUUUAUAAAUUGUAAUUGUCACACGGCAUGUCUGAAAACCAGCUUGCUGAGCCAUUUACCGUGUUUAAAUAAAGUUGAUUGAUUGAUUGAUUGAUUGAUUGAUUGACAAUGUAGCUUAGUAUAAAAAUGUUACAUGUACUUUAUCCUUUAUUUGUGUAUUUUCAGGAGUACUAUCCGAAAGAGAGCUGCGCACGUUGGCAACCCGGCUCUACACACUUCCAUUGGAUCUCAGUGACCUAAACUCCUUAGAACAAACACUGAUGAAUUGUAGUAACAGUUCGGCACCCCAGUUCAACACCUCAGAUCCAACCCAUUAUUUGGUCUUGCCAUCUGUGUCAGAAGAAUUCUUACAAAGCUGUGAUCCCUUGAUGAAAAUGCUAAAUGAUUCUUUCAAGGGUGUCACAAAGUACAAGUAUGAAACUCUUGGAGAUGAUAAUGUUGCAUUCCACAUGAUCCGUGACAAUGCGUCAGCUGUUUUACAAAAGUUAGAUGCUGUCAGAGGUAAAAGAAAGAAGUUUGUGUGCUUGAAUGAUAAUAUAGACCAUUCAAAGAAAGACGCUGAGCUGAUCAAGGCUCUGCUGGUGGACUUCUAUCAAUCUCUUUUUCCAAUUCCGUCUCAGUUUGAACUGCCAGUGGAGUAUAGAAACAGAUUUCUUCACAUCAGUGAUUUGAAUGAAUGGAAGAAGGAAAGAGAGGAAGUCAGAUUUUGGACAAACGUUUUAGUAGCAAUUUUAAUUUUAGCUGCAAUUUUAACACUUUUCCCAGGACCUUUAAUCUAUCUGAUCCAACUGUUAUGCCCUCUUAGAAGACUUUUUUCAUUUUUUCAACGAAACAGUUCAUCGACAAACUCUCGUCUUAUGACGGUCUAGGAAUUUUGGAGCCAUAACAGAUGAAUUAUAAACUAGUUUUAAUAUUCGAUAAUUUUAAGGUCAAAAUUUGUUACCUAAUUAACUGCAUUGUUGUUGGAUAUUUAUUGAUCAACUUAGUAACAAAUGAAAAACAGCCUCAGAGGGGUGGGGAGGGGAAGGGUUCAAGGUCGGAAAUAGUCCAAUAUAAACUUUAAAUAAUUAUAUUAUUCUUAUACCAUGCUUCCAAUACUGCUGUAGAAAUUCGCUGCUGGGCUUUAGUUAGCCUGCUUAGCAUGGCAGUUUUGGUUGGGCACACUAAGUAAUGAAGGCGAGGGCAGAGAAACGUGAGGAGAUUGGGGCGGGAGCAACUUUUUCUUUUUCUUGCUCGUUCUCGCACGCUUCGCGCACGAAUUUUGCAGCUUCACCGCUCGUGCACCUGGCUCGACAAAACUGCCAUGCUAGGCAGGCUGGGCUUCAGUGAAAUAUAAUAGGGAGCUUAAGCAACAACGACGGCGACAGCUACGAAAACGACACUUAAAAAGUGAAGUCAAGCCUCUUCAAACUUUAUCGCGUUUAUUCCAUCUCAUUCAAUUCAUCAAACGUUGACAAUUUUCUGGAGUUGAAUUCUAACAGGCUGUAUUGAAGUUCAGGAAAAGAAAAAGGAAGUCACUGCCUUGUUCACGUCCUCCACAAAACAUGAAACAUGUACUCGUGCAGUGACGGCAAAGAAAUAGUUCAAAAAAGCAUGAUGCAUCUGCACUGAGUUGUUGUUUUGUCAAUCUAAACAUAGUUUUUUUUUGUUGUUCUCAUUGAACUCGCCAUUGUUGUUGCUUAAGCUCCCCAAUAUGAAGUGUGGAAACUGCAUCCUACUGAUAAAUGGUUAGGACAGGAGCAAUAACAUUGACUGCGGUCCCCUUUCAGUUAUCUCAGGGGAAAUUAAGAGCCAUCUUAUAUUUUAGUGGCAAGUUAUCAGAGUCUCAGUGGUCAAAACUGUCUGUAAAUCUUUAUGAAAAGAACCUCUAUAUUACUUAAUGGUGACCAUUCUAAUACAUUACCCUGUGAGCAGUCAUUUCUCUUAGACAGACAUUGCACAACCAAGGUAUCUCUUCCUUCGUCUUGUCGCAUCCAGUCUGGAGAAACCACUGCUUGCAGGGUACACAUACAUGUGCCUUUCCCAGGGUCUGCAGCUUAAUGAGAUUCGACUGUUUUUAUUAUUUACAUACCAAUGCAGACAGAAACUACAAAACCAUAUUACAUAUAGAGAAAAAAACAUGAAAUAAUUCAGUAUGUAUAAUCAAGAUUUCCAAAUAAUUUAGCUAGAAAAUUGAAGGAGCCAUAUGCUCACAUAGUACUGUAGCUAAAUCAGAUUUAGUCCCGAUGACAAAUGAUUUUUUGGGUAAAAUUAAGCAUGUUUCAAGUGGCUUGUGUUAUCCACUUGGAUUUAGAAAACCCAAGUUAAUACAGACACCUUAAUAGUACAGACAACUCACCUUCAUGCAGUCACCCAUGUCACAUGCCUCUGUAGAUACCUGGUUAGCCUGCGAGCAAGCUCUCUGGGGUGCUCUUGUGGUGGGGCAGGAAAAGGAAGGAGAACUUGCAGCUACAUCUCUGGAAUUUGAAUAUCUACAUUGAAAAAGUCUAUGUGAAAUGCUGAUUGGCGGAGAUGACUCUAGUAAUGAUGUCAUUACACUUGGCACUUGAGUUUCAAUGUCUGUUUACAUUCGUGUUUGUUCCCACUUUGCGCUGAUUGGCGGAAAUCUGACAGCUCAGUUGUUGGGGAGCGACAGGGAAAUUGGAGGUGGAAUUCAGAUUCCAGAGACGUAGUUGUAAGCUCUCCUUCCUUUUCCCGCCCCGCCACAAGAGCGCCCCAGAGAGCUAAUGCUCGCAGGCCAAUACCUGGUAUGCCUUAUAGCAGGAGGUCAACAUGGCUAGAUGUUGAAAACUUUACAUCAUAAAGCCAACAUGGUCCUAGCUUCACUGACAAACCUGCUUAAUCAAAAAAAGGUUCUAGAAUUUUUGUUGCAAGAACAAAGCGGGCAAGAUGUAAGCAUUAUCUUGCCUGCUCGUAGUGUAGUCAGUCAGAACCCAGGGUUCACUUUAUCUUGCCUGCUUGUGGAGAUGCUCAUGUGAUGAUGUACAAAUCAUAUAUCUGUAUUAUGAAGGCAUUUGUCUGGACCAUAUCCUUUUUGACUAGCCAUUUCAGCAUAGAUAAAUUAUUACAAGUUUACCUCUGUUAAGAUGACAAAAUGCUUCACUUUAUUUAUAUUGAGGACAGAUUGUAAUUCAAGAAGGUUGCAAACAAGACUUGCUGUAUUAUUUAAGAAAAAUGUAACAUUAUGAGGAAAUCAAUGAAAUCAAUCAAGGUGUUAUAAAAAAAAUACUGCUUUUUUUGCUAUCUCUAAUCAAAACAAAAAAAUUUCAAUACCAUAGUCGACUUACAUUAAAAUAUCUAUGAGUGAUUAACUGUGAUCAUCAGUAGCUAGUCAAGGUAAUGUACAACUAAACAGAUUGAUUUUAGUUAAAAAGUGAAAAAGUAAGUUAGUAAAAAAAGGGCCUUUUGUAUUGGUAAUAAUAUUAUUGCAAAGAAGAUUAAAUCGUUUUCGAUUGACAACUUCAAGUCAUUAUUGUCAAGGUUGAAUUUCAGUCAUUCAAUGUAGUUGUUUUUAAUUAGAUUUUAAUUUCCUUCAGUUUUUGAGUAAUCUUUAGCUUAUUCAUCAGAAUACCAGGAAGGUAGUGAUCCCUAACAAGUCUGAGUCUUCAAUUAUGUGUUUUUAGACUUAAAGCUGUUUUAAUAAAUAUUGUUUCUAGCCCCC